Messenger RNA from Micromonas commoda, 660 nucleotides. RefSeq lists its product with no specific name. Lineage: Eukaryota; Viridiplantae; Chlorophyta; Mamiellophyceae; Mamiellales; Mamiellaceae. The coding region runs from base 1 to 660 and encodes 219 amino acids. Gene Ontology annotation, cellular component: clathrin coat of coated pit; clathrin coat of trans-Golgi network vesicle. The transcript has a single exon. Gene Ontology annotation, molecular function: structural molecule activity. Gene Ontology annotation, biological process: intracellular protein transport; vesicle-mediated transport. The record is from RefSeq and is a predicted model, not a curated record.
AUGGACGAGUUUGUCGAGGCGCCCGCCGCGCCCCCCCCCGCGCCCGCGGAGGAGGACUUCUUCGCGGCCGCGCCCGCGCCCGUGGAGGCGGCGGCGACCGAGAGUUUCGAGGAGGCCGCGCCCGCUCCCAUGCCCCCGAGCGCGAGCCAGGGCAGCGCCAUGGACGAAUUCUUCGCCGAGGGUUCCCACAGCGCCCAGUCGCUCCCGUCCGAUCCGGAUCUGUUCGCCGCCGCGCCCGAGCCCCAGGCUGCGGAGGAUGACUUCUUCCAGGCGCCACCUCCCGCCGCGGCGCCCCUCGCGGCGGAGACCUUCGCGGUGAGUGAAAACACCGCGGCGUGGAAGGCGGAGGCUGCCGCGGCGAUCGCGGACAAGUCCGCCGCGGAGAAGCGCGAGCUGCAGUCCAUCCGGGAGGAGGCUCAGGCUGAGAGGGAUCUGAUGUACUCGCAGAGGGAGAAGCAGCUCACGGCGGCGCACAAGGCUAACCGCGAGCGCGAGGUGCAGGCCCAGACCGACUACAAGGGCCAGGGCUGGGAGGGCGUUAACGCGCUCAUCUCGGGCGAGGGCAAGACCUCCGCGGACCUCGGGCGGAUGCGCCAGAUCAUCACACGCCUCAAGCACAGCAAGCCAGCGAGCUCGCCGUCGGGGAUGUUCUCCACAUGA